Messenger RNA from Bombus terrestris (buff-tailed bumblebee), 753 nucleotides. Its product is annotated as gastrula zinc finger protein XlCGF7.1. The transcript is spliced from 5 exons. The coding region runs from base 1 to 753 and encodes 250 amino acids. The record is from RefSeq and is a predicted model, not a curated record. Gene Ontology annotation, cellular component: nucleus. Lineage: Eukaryota; Metazoa; Arthropoda; Insecta; Hymenoptera; Apidae.
AUGUCUGUGUGCAGCGUAGUGCAAGAUGCGCCGUUAGAUUUGAGUUGUCGCAAUCCCGAAAGAAAAACGAAUUUGUUAAAUUCUUCGAAAUUUCAAAGAUGUUUACCUUGUCAAACGUGUGGCAAAAAUUUUGACAGACCUUCCUUGCUCAAAAGGCAUUUACGUACCCAUACAGGUGAAAAGCCACAUGGUUGCGCCGUCUGUGGAAAAAUGUUCAGUACAAGCAGCUCCUUGAAUACACACGUCAGAAUACACACUGGAGAACGGCCACACGAAUGUCCAAUGUGCGGAAAGCGUUUCACUGCUUCGUCAAAUUUGUAUUAUCAUCGAAUGACACAUUAUAAGGAAAAACCGCAUAAAUGCAACGAAUGCGGACGUUCUUUUCCAACCCCUGGUGAUUUAAGAGCUCAUGGGUAUUCUCACAGUGGUAACUGGCCGAUGCGAUGUUCGGUUUGCAAUCGAGGAUUUUGUAAACCUGGAGCUCUACAUCAUCACAUGCAAGUGCACACUGGGAACAGGCCAUAUCGUUGUAACAUAUGCAAGAAACAAUUUGCCAUGGUAAAUAAUUUACGAUCGCACGAGCAGUCUCACGAUCUCGAUCUGCCAAUUCGAAAUACCACCGCUAAUUCUUCAAACGCAGAAAACGAAAUAUCGAUCAAUGCGUUUACUUUUGAAGAAGUAAACAGGAACCACUUACAACUUUCCGCGAUUUAUUCUUGGACUUCUUGGAUACCUUUUCAUUAUCCCAAGUAA